CCAGGUCCCGUGCGGCGGUUCAAAGGGUGACGCGAGAAGGUGCAGGGAAUUAAUUUGAUAGCAUGUAUUGAUGGCUCUAAAGAGCUCAUCGCUGUCACUGGAUUCCAGUGAGAGUGACUCUGAAGAGUUGCCAACAUUUACCUUUCUGAAGAAGGAACCAUCUUCAACAAAGAGGAGCCAGCCUCAGCGGGAGGAGAAGAUUGUAGUGGUUGACACCUCAUAUUCUGAGGCCUCCUGUCCUCCAUCACCAGGGUUGAAAGAUGCACCUCCUGUCCCACACACCGCUGAAACUGUCACACAAACAGAGCCAGUCAGGGUGCUAAGCAGUGGAAGUGAGGAUGAAGAGGAAUUUAUUCCCCUGGCUGAAAGGCUUACAUGUAAGUUUCUGACCCAUAAGCAGCUGAGCCCUAGGGACUCUAGCUCCCCAAUUAAAAGUGUCUUGGAUCAACAAAAUAACAAAGAAGCAUCAUUUGACUGGAAAAAACAGCCCUUUUCAAAGAUCCAUGAUGUUCCCCUCCAUGAUACCUUACAGAGGAAUGCAUCAAAUAACAAGGACUCUAUCUUAGACAAUCCAUGCCAUCAGCUUCCAGCUUACCAUUCUAUCUGCCCUGUCCAGAGCAACAGCUUGACAGUAACCAAAACAAAUUCUGACAUCCACCCACCUCAGAAGAGAACUAAGCAUAGUCAGAAGAUCCAGGGAAGAGGCUCACAGGGAUGCCAGCAGCAGGGACAAGCAUGGCAGAAGGGAAACACCCUGAGACAACAGGAGAGAAAGAAGGCAGCAGCACUGGGUAACAAGCCGAAAUGCCAGAGGCCAGAGGAAUGCUUAAAGCACAUUGUCGUGGUGCUGGAUCCAGUGCUUUUACAGAUGGAAGGUGGGGGCCAGCUCCUCGGAGCAUUGCAGUCCAUGGAGUGCCGCUGUGUGAUUGAGGCACAGGCCGUACCUUGCAGUAUCACUUGGAGGAGAAGGGCUGAGCCAUCUGAGCAGGAUGGAGAGGACUGGGUGGAGGAGCCGACAGUCCUGGUGCUGCUCCUGGUAGAGGCAUUCGUGUCCAUGGUCUGCAGCAUAAAGCAGGGAAGUCUGGGCAGCACUGAGAAAGGGAAGGAAACACUUCAGGGCUUUGUAACUGACAUCACAGCAAGGACAGCAGGGAAAGCUCUGUCGCUGGUGAUUGUGGAUCAGGAGAAAUGCUUCAGUGCUCAGAAUCUUCCAAGGAGAAGGAAGCAUGGAGCGGCAAAUAAACAUGCCAAGGAGAAGCAGCAGCAGAGACAACCAGAAGCCAACACAGGACCCAUGGUGUCCAGGGUAGACAUGGAAGAGGCAUUGGUGGACCUGCAGCUACACACAGAAGCCCAGGUUCGAAUUGUGCAUAGCUGGAAAGAGCUGGCCGACUUUGCGUGCACAUUCACAAAGGCUGUGGCCGAGGCACCCUUCAAGAACCUCCGAGAUCAAACUAGCUUUUCUUUCUGUCUGGAGAGUGACUGGGCUGGAGGAGUGAAGGUGGACCGCUCUGGCAGGGGACUCGCAUUGGUCUGGAGGAGACAGAUUCAGCAGCUGAACCGAGUCAGCCUGGAAAUGGCCAGUGCUGUUGUGGAUGCCUAUCCCUCCCCACAGCUCCUGGUACAGGCUUAUCGGCAGUGUUUUUCGGAGCAAGAACGCCAGAAUUUGCUCACAGACAUCCGGGUGCGCCGUGGGGAAGGUGUCACAUCCACCUCCCGCCGUAUUGGACCAGAGCUGUCCAGGCGUAUCUAUCUUCAGAUGACCACUUUGCAGCCACAUCUCUCUUUAGACAGUACUGACUGAUGCUAGCCCUCAGCGACAAGGAUGAAAAGCUGGAGAUUUCCACCUCCUCAACCUUGGAGCCUGACUGCAAUAAAGACUGGAAGUGCCUCCUGGAGCACAAGCCUGGGUGAGGCCCAGUCUUACCUGGGUUUCACUGUGACAGUCUCCCUCCCUGUCAGCUUGGGGCAGAAAGGUGAGAUACCUGCAUCUACCUUCACCAACAUUGGUUUCUCUCCUAGCAAAAAUCAGCUGACAUGGUCAAACCACCCCUACCCCUGUCCCAGCCAGCCGUCUAAACACAAAGGAACAAAGACAAACCACUCAGACACGUAUUUAAUAAUUGUAGAAAUCCAAAAGAAUUAGCAUCAAAUUUCAAAGACAUGAGUGAACUGUUGCCUGUGGGUUGGCUUGACUAGGCUCAGCCACUGAACUGCCUCGACCAGCCAAGGAAUAGGGUGUGAUGACUAUGCUGACUUCUGUGUUAUCUUAUUCUCAUCUUAUGUAAUAUGUGUUUAGUUUCAAUAAAGCAUUUGUACCAACAGCUCUGGAGCUUGAGGAAGCCUAAAGGAAUGUGUAGUGAUUUUGAGUAAGAUGUGGACCUACGCAGUAGAGCUAUCCUUGGGGUGGGGAGAGAAAGUCCUUUCUUCCAGUAUCAGGACAGUCAUGAGUGGCAGUCCUAUCCAAAUGGGCCACCAGGGCCGAAAAGCUGGACUUUGCCCUCCUUGUCUCUGAACUAUGACAGAUGCUUGCUCCUUGCAGGGAGGCAAGGAGCUUGAACGAGCACCAUAACAGUCAUUCCUGAUUCCUUCAUCCAGCUGUUGGGAAAAGAAGAGGCAAAGGAGGCAAGAACAUGCUCAAUCUAGCAGACAAAAGAAUGACAGUGCUGCCCUUCUUUGUGCUAGUCAUCAGUUAAUGUGCCACUUUUCAGCUCCCUGGUGCAACUUGCUUCCCUUCACUUCCUACUCAUUUCCACUCAUUCAUUCCCUUCAUUAUAGGUCUAGAAUCAAUUCUAAACCUGUGUCUAUGAAGCUGAGUCUUCAGGUUGCCUUUGAGGUAUUUAAUCACACCAAGUGCUAACAGAGCUGUCACAGACAAUGUAGCUUUGCAGAGAUCCA
Molecule: messenger RNA, 2898 nt
Organism: Cynocephalus volans (Philippine flying lemur)
Lineage: Eukaryota; Metazoa; Chordata; Mammalia; Dermoptera; Cynocephalidae
Gene: EME1
Product: essential meiotic structure-specific endonuclease 1
Exons: 9
Coding region: 71-1804 (577 amino acids)
Biological process (GO): replication fork processing; resolution of meiotic recombination intermediates; double-strand break repair
Cellular component (GO): nucleus; Holliday junction resolvase complex
Molecular function (GO): crossover junction DNA endonuclease activity; DNA binding
Source: RefSeq, a predicted model, not a curated record